This is a messenger RNA of Symbiodinium natans, 609 nucleotides long. The record is from the annotation of a GenBank genome assembly. NCBI's taxonomy places the organism in Eukaryota, Dinophyceae, Suessiales, Symbiodiniaceae.
AUGGGGAAGAAGAAGGAGCAGAGAGAAGCCCAGGGUGCUGCCGCGGAAUGGCUUCUUGCGCAGCUACGUGUUGGAGAUGCACGUUCAAAAGACCUCCAUGACGCUUUGCUUGAACUGCCGGGUUUACCUGCUUAUCACCCUGAAGGGCUGGCCUGGAGCUACAAGUCCGCUUCAAGCAGUGCAAGUCUGUGUCGCACCUUCCUGACGUCGUGGGUGAGUGAGGCCUGGGGAGCUCCGAGAGACCUUGCAGUGACUCUGAGAAAUAAAUCUUCAAAUCCCGAGUUCGUGCGGAAAGUGAUGGGAGAGGUUCUUCAAGGAUCGCACGACACGGAGCUGGAGCAAAAGUAUUCCGAGCUGUGCAGAUCUGCUGGAAGCCAGAAUGGUUCAAACACUGGGUCCAACAAGAGAAAGCGGAUGCAAGCCUUCGGACAGUCAUUCCAGUGCCCAGAAUGCGCUGAGAUCUUUCCGUGUGCUAGCUCCAAGUGGGGCAUCCUCCUGGAACACAUGCAGAAAGUCCACCCAGGAGCUACCAAGCCCAACCGCAAAGCCUGUCUCGUGGAUGUGGCUGCUGAUGGAACGGUGGCGCCAUCGGGCGAGAAGCAUGGGUAA